CCCGCCCGCGCCGGCUUCCGCUGGCGCGUGGUUUCCGGAGCGGAUCGGAACCCGGAGCGCGGAUCCGAUCCGGGUCUGGCCAUUCCCGGGGCAGGUUUAAAAUAAUGGCUGAAGAUGGCAGUGAGGAGAUUAUGUUUAUUUGGUGUGAGGACUGUGGGCAGUACCACGAUUCAGAGUGUCCUGAGCUGGGCCCAGUGGUGACAGUCAAAGACUCCUUUGUAUUGAGCAGGGCAAGAUCAUCUCUGCCUUCUAAUUUGGAGAUAAGACAGCUAGAGGAUGGGACUGAGGGAGUGUUUGCUCUGACUCAGCUGGUGAAACGUACCCAGUUUGGCCCCUUUGAAUGCAAGAGAGUUCUCAAGCUGGAGAAAGAAUCAGUUUUUCCCCUGAAGGUGUUCCAGAAGGAAGGGCCCCUGGUGUAUUUUGACACCACAAACGAAGAUGAUUGCAACUGGAUGAUGAUGGUGCGCCCAGCCACCGAGUAUGAGCACCAAAACCUCACAGCCUUCCAGCAUGACAAUGACAUUUACUUCACCACCUGCCAGGACAUCCCCCCAGGAACUGAGCUGCGAGUGUGGUAUGCAGCUUUUUACGCCAAAAAAAUGGAAAAGCCAGUGCUGAAGCAGGUCACUAGUGUUGCCAAUGAUACAUCCUUGGUAGCAACGGAGUCUGAUAAAGAGGGGAAUAAUAAUGUCUCUUCAAAACCUUCAUCUGCUGUCUUACCCCAUAAAAAAAACAAGAAAUCCAGCAUGCUAGCAGCUGAUCCAGCAGUGAACACUCCAGAAGGCAGUGGAACAGCAGAAGCAAAGCCCAACCAGUGGACGUGUAAAGUGUGUUCAUCUGCUUUCCAAGAGCCCCAGCUGCUGACAGAGCACUUGCUGAGUCACCUGGAACAAGCCAAAGGUGCCUCCCCAAGCAGCCAAAAUGAUGCUGAGAAAGCAGCAGAGGCUGUGCCAGCAGAUCAACCAGUGACAAGUGAUGCAGCCAGUGCCAGCACAGACUCGAGGAGAAAGGCCAGGAGGGGAAGAAAAGCCAAAACAGCAAAAGUAGAAACACCUCUUGUCAUUGAUGAAGAGAAAGAUUCUGCAGUGGAACGUGUGGCUGACGCUGUCACCAAGGUCCCUCCAGAGGAGGUGGCCCUGCCUCCAGCUCCAGAAGAGAGGAUUAUGGAUCUGGUUUUAGGAACAAUGCCCAGCAGCACAAACAGCAUCAACUCAGUGACAAAUAGGUUUGCUCAUCACCAAAACACCAUGUCCCUCAAAAGAAGUUUCAUUCUCUCCAGUAGACACGGGAUUCGGCGGAAGCUGAUAAAGCAGCUGGGGGAGCACAAGAGGGUCUAUCAGUGCAGCAUCUGCAGUAAGAUCUUCCAGAACAGCAGCAACCUCAGCAGGCACAUCCGUUCUCAUGGUGACAAACUGUUUAAAUGUGAGGAAUGUGCAAAGCUGUUCAGCAGGAAGGAGAGCUUGAAGCAGCACGUUUCAUACAAGCACAGCAGGAAUGAAGUGGACAGUGAGUACAGAUACAAGUGCACCACGUGUGAAAAGGCCUUUCGGAUAGAGAGUGCAUUGGAAUUCCACAACUGCAGGACAGAUGACAAGACAUUCCAGUGUGAGAUGUGUUUCAGAUUCUUCUCUACAAACAGCAACCUUUCAAAACACAAGAAAAAGCAUGGGGAUAAGAAGUUUGCAUGUGAGAUCUGCAAUAAGAUGUUCUACAGGAAGGAUGUCAUGCUGGACCAUCAGAGGCGGCACUUGGAAGGGGUGAGGCGUGUGAAGAGAGAAGACUUUGAGCACAGCACGGAGAGCAUGGUUCGCUACAAGAAGGAGCCCUCGGGCUGCCCCGUGUGUGGGAAGGUAUUUUCAUGUAGGAGCAACAUGAACAAACACCUUCUAACACAUGGAGACAAGAAAUACACCUGUGAGAUCUGUGGACGUAAAUUCUUCAGGGUGGAUGUGCUGAGAGAUCAUAUUCAUGUCCAUUUUAAGGACAUAGCCCUAAUGGAUGACCACCAGAGGGAAGAGUUCAUUGGUAAAAUUGGAAUCUCAUCAGAGGAAAACGAUGACAACUCUGAUGAAAGUGCAGAUUUAGAGCCUCACAAGUAUAGCUGCAAAAGGUGCCAGCUGACCUUUGGCAGAGGGAAGGAGUACCUGAAGCACAUCAUGGACGUGCACAAGGAGAAGGGUUAUGGCUGCAGCAUCUGCAACCGGCGCUUCGCCUUGAAGGCCACGUACCACGCGCACAUGGUCAUCCACAGGGAGAACCUGCCCGACCCCAACGUCCAAAAAUACAUCCAUCCAUGUGAAAUCUGUGGCAGGAUUUUUAACAGUAUAGGAAAUCUGGAAAGACAUAAGCUUAUACAUACAGGUGUAAAAAGUCAUGCUUGUGAGCAAUGUGGCAAAUCAUUUGCUAGAAAAGACAUGUUAAAAGAACAUAUGCGAGUCCAUGAUAAUAUCCGAGAAUACUUGUGUGCAGAGUGUGGCAAAGGGAUGAAGACAAAACAUGCCCUUCGUCACCACAUGAAGCUGCACAAAGGGAUUAAGGAAUACGAGUGCAAGGAAUGUCACCGAAAAUUUGCUCAGAAAGUCAACAUGCUGAAGCAUUACAAGAGACACACAGGAAUCAAAGAUUUCAUGUGUGAGCUCUGUGGCAAGACGUUCAGCGAGAGAAACACAAUGGAGACUCACAAGUUGAUUCAUACAGUAGGAAAACAGUGGACGUGUUCAGUGUGUGAUAAGAAGUAUGUGACUGAUUACAUGCUGCAGAAGCACAUCCAGCUCACCCAUGACAAGGUGGAAGCCCAGAGCUGUCAGCUGUGUGGCACAAAGGUUUCUACCAGGGCAUCCAUGAGUCGACACAUGAGGCGUAAACACCCAGAGAUUCUUUCAGUGAGGAUUGAUGAUUUAGAGCCACUGCCAGAGACAACCACCAUUGAUGCCUCUUCAAUUGGGAUUGUUCAGCCGGAAUUAGCCUUGGAACAGGGUGAUCUACCAGAAGGGAAGCAGCACAUAAAAGCUCCUAAAAGUGGCCAGAAAAGAAAACAAAAGUCAGGUGAGGAGGAGGAAGCUCAAGUGCCUGAGGACCCUGCCUUCAGUGAAUACACAGAGAAGGAAGGUGAAUUCACAGGGAAUGUUGGAGAUGAAACUAAUUCAGCUGUACAGAGCAUCCAACAGGUGGUGGUGACCCUCAGCGAUCCGAACGUCACAGCCCCCUCCAGCUCGGUGGGACUCACCAACAUCACCGUCACCCCCAUCACCACGGCAGCUGGCACCCAGUUCACCAACCUGCAGCCCGUGGCCGUGGGCCACCUGUGUCCCCCGGAGCGGCAGCUGCAGCUGGACAGCUCCAUCCUGACGGUCACCUUCGACACCGUCAGCGGCUCGGCCGUGCUGCACAACCGCCAGAGCGACAUCCAGCUCCCACCACAGCCCGAGGCUCCCAACCCUCAGUCCGUGGCCCAUUUCAUAAACCUGACCACCCUGGUGAACUCCAUUGCUCCCCUGGGGAACCAGAUGACAGAACAGCACCCCCUGAGCUGGAGGUCAGUGCCUCAGACUGAUGUGCUGCAGCCCCCGGCGCCGGCCACGCCGCAGCAGCCGGGCCAGCAGCCCGUUCAGACAGAGCAGCAGCAGCAGCAGAUGUACAGCUACUAAUUUAUACUUGGGGAAGUGCUGGCGUGGACAGUACUCAGAGACACAGAAAAACACACAGACCUUUGGAAAAUUUCUACUAGGAUUGUUUGCUGGAUACCAAACAGAGAUGGGAAAAUGUUUAUGCGAUGAAAUUUCAGCUGAAAUUGGCAGAUCACCCUCCAACAACCCGGUCUGAGGUUCUCACGCUGUCUCUAGACCUUUCACUGUCUUAAAAAAUAACAGAAAAGGGAGGAAAAAAAUCUCACCACAAAUUUAGCACCCCCUUUUAGUUGUGCACUAAGAUUGAGAUUUGACAGGUGCAUCAUCAUACACCUUAACCAAAGCAGGGAAAUCCUAAAUUUUGCAGCACUUGCGAUGUACAAAAACCCUUUCAGCCAUACCAUAUCACUUCUUUCCAAGUCUGGAAAUGGCACCUGAAGACCUUGUUCAGAGUGGGUGGAAUGUCCUUGUGGUCAGCUGGUAGAGACUGAAAGUGAAGACACAAAGGGGCAAAACAGGAAUUGUCUUUGUUUCUUAUCUUCUUUAGGUCUUGUAUCUAACAACAUCGGUAAAGUAGGUGGAGUUUGGGGUUUUGGGGUGGGCAUGAGUGUGGUGUGGAAGAAAAUAUUACCAGUUAUUUCCAUUUUAGUCAUGGGAAAAGCCCUGUACCCAUCAGGCAGUGAUAGUGCUACUUGAGCCAGAGAGCUGGUCUAAUGCUGAAGCAAACUUUUAUGGUCUUCUAGUCAAGUUUCAAUCAAACCAAUUACAAACUGAAAGAAGAAUGUGAUACAGUUUUAUGUAAUUUUUAAAACCUCCUCUUUCAAUCUUGCUUUUAGCUAAUAGGCCUGAAGAGCAAUCAGUCCCCUUUGAUGAAGUUCAGGAUGUGAAUUUUUUUCAAUUAGACUUAUUUCAUCCUGUAAUAAACAUUUGAGAAAGCAUUCUUUUUAUAUAUAUAUAUACACACACACACAUAUAUAUAUAUAUAGCCUUUGUAUUUUACUGUGUGUUCCUGGUGAGUAUUUGUGUGAAAAACACUGUUACCAACACAAUUCAUGAAUUCUUUCAUCCCCAUGUUGCUGCUUCUCAUGAAAAAAAAAAAAAAAAAGUAUGGAUUCUGUUCCUUCUGUUCCCAAAUUUCAUUUCCAAAGUUCACAGCCACACGCAAGGUUUUGUGAAGUGCAAGAAAAAGAAAAAGGAAUGUCUGAAGCAUAUUCUGUGUCCUGCCACAGGGAGUCAGUGUGCCCCAGUGUAUAAAGGGAAAGGUUUGCAUGACUGCUGGGAUGCAAAUCCUGGGCUGGGUCAAACACGUCUGUGCUGCCAGAACCCCUUCAUUUCAUUCUCCAGCCAUGGAUGUGCAGUCUGGACUUUUGCAUGUCAAGAAGAUAGUGUAAUUCCCACAGGGAAAAUGUGCUGGUAGCAAAAAGGAAUAAACUAAAUAUAUAUAUAUAUAUAAUAUGCAUAUGCAUAUAUAUAUAUAAAAUGUUGUUGCUUGAAAUCCUGAAGGGCAAAGCCUGCUGUGGCUGAAGAACAAGGUCCUUUGGGGCAGCAGACUGAGCCACAGAACUGUGCUGAAAGGUUUUUUUUCUCUGAGGAUAAAGCAGCUGCUGUGUCUGACAGUGAGGAUGGAUUGGUGGUUGUAAAAAUCCUGUCUGUGCUUAUUGUAUUUAUGAAAAAUUCUAUGUUUUAGCAGAAAUAUGAGUAGGAACGACUUCAGCUUUGAAAGUCUCUAUUAACAUGGACUACUUGACCCUUAAAGGUUGCCUUACAAUCUCUACAACAAAUUCUCCCAAAGUGUAAAUGUCUGGAUAUUAAAAUUAACCUCCAGUGCUUUUCUUGGUGCCAUGGCUGUGUCCAGAGGCUUGGGAUACCAGGGUUUGUGUAAAGCUGCAGGACAGGGAUAGCAAAGGGGUUUCUGGUGACAGAAUUUGUGUGUCAGAGGAGCAGAACUACUUCUGAUUAAAUGUCAACAGGUCUAUUAAAUACCUGCAUGGCAGGGACCAGUAUUUGAUGGGACAAGGAUGCAUAUCAGAAAGAAAGGUACCUUUUAGCCGUGUGGGAAAGAGAAUUUUUAAUUCCCUGCUCACUUCUGUCUUCCUUAGGCACUUUACACACAAAUACUGUGAGAUCCUGUAGUUUUUUAGCCUCCCAAUAUCCUGAGUACAGUUCCUGGAUUAUUUCACCACUGGCUUGAGAUCGUUCAGUUUCUCCUCAGCUGUCCUGCCCACAAUUCUUCUGUUUCACACCAAACCAAUGGGCAAGAGGAACCCAGGUUUUAUAUAUUAAAUAUAUUAUCUACUUGAAACUUCUUUCCCCCCCUCUGUGUUUGCCUAAUUGGUAAAGGCACAUUAUCUUUUGUCAGGUGAAAAAAGGGGAAAAAAGGGAAGGAAAGCAAAUUCUGUGAUCCUGUGAAAUGGAGAGGUCAAGUUGUUGUGGUAAACACAGAAUUUUUACACAGUCAGAGCUUUGUUGAAACACAUGUAAAUGGUGAUUAGACUUUUAACUGGGGAGGAAGAGGUUUUUUACCUUAGCAGAGUCCAUCUUUUCUAUGUUGAUACUACUGACAGUGGCAUUUGUGCUGCAUUGAAUUAACCUGCAUCAUUUUAACACAUAAUUUCCUGCUUGCACUCAGAGGAAAUCAACCUUUAGAGACCUCUCUGGCUUCCCAAAAUCUCUAUCCUAGUAAAAUCCCCUGGUUUUCUGUACUCUUAUGGGGCUUGGCAUCCCUCCCAUGCUACCUGGCCUCAGUAACCUCAUCCAGGCAAUAGGAUCUUGCCUUUCUGGCAGUGGUUGAUUCCAGGUGAUUUUAGAAGGAAUGAUCCCACAGGAAGUGCUUGCAUGCUGGUUUUUACAUAGAAAUGUCCCUCUUCAAUCUCUCAGAAUCCCCAAAAUCAUGGAACAGCCCGGGCUGGAAGGCACCUCAAAAGAUGAUUGAUCUGGUCCAGCCUUUUUCUGGGGAAAGGGAGCAUAGGUGAGGUGAUAGAAUCAUAAAAUCAUCAUUAACCUGUCUAACUGCAUCUUUUAAACCUCCAGUGACACAAGUCUGGGAAGGUUGUUCCAGUGGCUGAUUGUUUUUCCUGUAAAAAUUACCUUAAAUAAUUUUCAGGAGAGGAAAAUAUAACCACUGGAAAGGCUUUGGUUAGGCCAGGCAGUAGAAAGCUCUCUGAGUAUGAUCUUCCCAGAGCACUCCUUUGAGACAGGAUUGUGAGUUUCUCCACAGCCCUUGCUGUGGUGCCUCAUCAUUUCCCAGCAUGAUUUUAUUAUUAUUCCUGUUAUUAACAUCUCUAUGAGAAAACAACUGUAUCUUGGGUGUGCUGCACCAUGGGGAAAAAAAAAUCCAGAAUAAAUUAUUCUGUUUGCUUUUUGUUUCAAAUGGUUUUGUUUGGAGAUGCUGGAAAUUGCUGCCUUUUCAGACAGAGCUUCCCUUGGACAAGCAGUGGCUGCUCUCCCAACUAAGCCUUUUCCAGGUGAAUACCAAAGUUGUACUGAUGCUGUUUCAAAAUGCACAAGAAAUAAAACAACUCCACAAGG
This is a messenger RNA of Serinus canaria (Common canary), 7154 nucleotides long. RefSeq names its product PR/SET domain 15 (gene PRDM15). The transcript has 25 exons. The record is from RefSeq and is a predicted model, not a curated record. NCBI's taxonomy places the organism in Eukaryota, Metazoa, Chordata, Aves, Passeriformes, Fringillidae. The coding region runs from base 105 to 3647 and encodes 1180 amino acids. Gene Ontology annotation, biological process: cell fate commitment; regulation of transcription by RNA polymerase II. Gene Ontology annotation, cellular component: cytoplasm; nucleus. Gene Ontology annotation, molecular function: DNA-binding transcription factor activity; histone deacetylase binding; RNA polymerase II cis-regulatory region sequence-specific DNA binding.